CGCACGGCGCAUGCAACACGCGAACGCAUACGCGUCGAAGCGUUUAAUGUCAGUUUCGCGGAAUUGCGUAAGCUACUGCCCACAUUGCCGCCGGAUAAGAAGUUGUCAAAAAUCGAAAUUCUCAAGUUGGCUAUAUGCUACAUAGCGUACUUGAAUCAUGUGCUGGAAACGCCAUAAAGUAUGCGACGAUUUGUUGUAACGCUGCUUUAAUGAUCAAUUAACUGUUUGGGAAAACCAGUUUCAAACUUUACUUUCUUCUUGCCAAUAGUUUUAGCUGCAUUGU
Bactrocera oleae (olive fruit fly) is the source of this 283-nucleotide messenger RNA. The record is from RefSeq and is a predicted model, not a curated record. Lineage: Eukaryota; Metazoa; Arthropoda; Insecta; Diptera; Tephritidae.